AUGGGGAGAGGUACACUAAGGUAGGCUACAGGGAGGGGGGGAGAGGAACACUAAGGUAAGCUACAGGGAGGGGGGAGAGGAACACUAAGGUAGGCUACAGGGAGGGGGGAGAGGAACACUAAGGUAGUUUACAGGGAGGGGGGGAGAGGAACACUAAGGUAGGCUACAGGGAGGGGGAGAGGAACACUAAGGUUAGGCUACAGGGAGGGGGGAGGGGGGAGAGGAACACUAAGGUAGGCUACAGGGAGGGGGGAGAGGAACACUAAGGUAGGCUACAGGGAGGGGUGAGAGGAAUACUAAGGUAGGCUACAGGGAAGGGGGGAGAGGAAACACUAAGGUAGGCUACAGGGAGGGGAGAGGAACACUAAGGUAGGCUACAGGGAGGGGGGAGAGGAACACUAAGGUAGGCUACAGGGAGGGGGGGAUAGGAACACUAAGGUAGGCUACAGGGAGGGGGAGAGGAACACUAAGGUAGGGCUACAGGGAGGUGGGAGAGGAACACUAAGGUAGGCUACAGUGGAAGGGGGGAGAGGAACACUAAGGUAGGCUACAGGGAGGGGGGAGAGGAACACUAAGGUAGGCUACAAGGAGGGGGGAGAGGAACACUAAGGUAGGCUACAGGGAGGGGGGGAGGACCACUAGGUAGGCUACAGGGCGGGGGGAGAGGAACACUAAGGUAGACUACAGGGAGGGGGGAGAGGAACACUAAGGUAGGCUACAGGGAUGGGGGAGAGGAACACUAAGGUCGGCUACAGGGAGGGGGGAGAGGAACACUAAGGUAGGCUACAGGGAGGGGAGAGGAACACUAAGGUAGGCUACAGGGAGGGGGGAGAGGAACACUAAGGUAGGCUACAGGGAGGGGGGGAGAGGAACACUACGGUAGGCUACAGGGAGGGGGGAGAGGGGGAGAGGGAAAACACUAAGGUAGGCUACAGGGAGGGGGAGAGGAACACUAAGGUAGGCUACAGGGAGGGGGGAGAGGAACACUAAGGUAGGCUACAGGGAGGGGGGAGAGGAACACUAAGGUAGGCUACAGGGAGGGGGGAGAGGAACACUAAGGUAGGCUACAGGGAGGGGGGAAGGAGGGAGAAGGAACCACUAAGCGUAGACUACAGGGAGGGGGGAGGGCUACAGGGAGGGGGAGAGGAACACUAAGCACAGCAGCUACAUAGACAUCAGAGUGGACAGCAGCUACAUAGACAUCAGAGUGGACAGCAGCUACAUAGACAUCAGAGUGGACAGCAGCUACAUAGACAUCAGAGUGGACAGCAGCUACAUAGACAUCAGAGUGGACAGCAGCUACAUAGACAUCAGAGUGGACAGCAGCUAAAUAAAAUAGGGAACCACUGGCACAUCGAGUGUUGGGAUUAAUAGACCUUUGUCCUUUAUGAAAUCUGAGGUGAAAGUCUCUGUAGCCUUAUACCAUAUACCCAACAUUCACUGUCCAAACACAGCAUUGACUCACACUAACUAUAUACCCAACAUUCACUGUCCAAACACAGCAUUGACUCACACUAACCAUAUACCCAACAUUCACUGUCCAAACACAGCAUUGACUCACACUAACUAUAUACCCAGCCCUCACUGUCCAAACACAGCAUUGACUCACACUAACUAUAUACCCAGCCCUCACUGUCCUAACACAGCAUUGACUCACACUAACCAUAUACCCAACAUCACUGUCCUAACACAGCAUUGACUCACACUAACCAUAUACCCAGCCCUCACUGUCCAAACACAGCAUUGACUCACACUAACUAUAUACCCAACAUUCACUGUCCUAACACAGCAUUGACUCACACUAACCAUAUACCCAGCCCUCACUGUCCUAACACAGCAUUGACUCACACUGACUAUAUACCCAGCCCUCACUGUCCAAACACAGCAUUGACUCACACUAACUAUAUACCCAACAUUCACUGUCCAAACACAGCAUUGACUCACACUGACUAUAUACCCAGCCCUCACUGUCCAAACACAGCAUUGACUCACACUAACCAUAUACCCAACAUUCACUGUCCAAACACAGCAUUGACUCACACUAACUAUAUACCCAACCCUCACUGUCCAAACACAGCAUUGACUCACACUAACCAUAUACCCAGCCCUCACUGUCCAAACACAGCAUUGACUCACACGAACUAUAUACCCAACAUUCACUGUCCAAACACAGCAUUGACUCACACUAACUAUAUACCCAACAUUCACUGUCCUAACACAGCAUUGACUCACACUAACUAUAUACCCAGCCAUCACUGUCCUAACACAGCAUUGACUCACACUGACUAUAUACCCAGCCCUCACUGUCCAAACACAGCAUUGACUCACACUAACCAUAUACCCAGCCCUCACUGUCCAAACACAGCAUUGACUCACACGAACUAUAUACCCAACAUUCACUGUCCAAACACAGCAUUGACUCACACUGACUAUAUACCCAGCCCUCACUGUCCUAACACAGCAUUGACUCACACUAACUAUAUACCCAGCCCUCACUGUCCUAACACAGCACUGACUCACACUAACCAUAUACCCAGCCCUCACUGUCCAAACACAGCAUUGACUCACACUAACUAUAUACCCAACAUUCACUGUCCAAACACAGCAUUGACUCACACUGACUAUAUACCCAGCCCUCACUGUCCUAACACAGUAUUGACUCACACUAACUAUAUACCCAACCCUCACUGUCCAAACACAGCAUUGACUCACACUAACCAUAUACCCAACAUUCACUGUCCAAACACAGCAUUGACUCACACUAACUAUAUACCCAACCCUCACUGUCCAAACACAGCAUUGACUCACACUAACCAUAUACCCAGCCCUCACUGUCCAAACACAGCAUUGACUCACACGAACUAUAUACCCAACAUUCACUGUCCAAACACAGCAUUGACUCACACUGACUAUAUACCCAGCCCUCACUGUCCUAACACAGCAUUGACUCACACUGACUAUAUACCCAGCCCUCACUGUCCAAACACAGCAUUGACUCACACUAACUAUAUACCCAACAUUCACUGUCCUAACACAGCAUUGACUCACACUGACUAUAUACCCAACCCUCACUGUCCAAACACAGCAUUGACUCACACUAACUAUAUACCCAGCCCUCACUGUCCAAACACAGCAUUGACUCACACUAACCAUAUACCCAACAUUCACUGUCCUAACACAGCAUUGACUCACACUGACUAUAUACCCAACCCUCACUGUCCUAACACAGCAUUGACUCACACUAACCAUAUACCCAACAUUCACUGUCCAAACACAGUAUUGACUCACAAUAACUAUAUACCCAACAUUCACUGUCCUAACACAGCAUUGACUCACACUAACUAUAUACCCAACAUUCACUGUCCAAACACAGCAUUGACUCACACUAACUAUAUACCCAGCCCUCACUGUCCUAACACAGGAUUGACUCACACUAACCAUAUACCCAACAUUCACUGUCCUAGCACAGCAUUGACUCACACUAACCAUAUACCCAACAUUCACUGUCCUAACACAGCAUUGACUCACACUAACCAUAUACCCAACAUUCACUGUCCUAACACAGCAUUGACUCACACUAACCAUAUACCCAACAUUCAC
Coregonus sp. 'balchen' is the source of this 3600-nucleotide messenger RNA. NCBI's taxonomy places the organism in Eukaryota, Metazoa, Chordata, Actinopteri, Salmoniformes, Salmonidae. The record is from the annotation of a GenBank genome assembly.